Dromiciops gliroides (monito del monte) is the source of this 3300-nucleotide messenger RNA. RefSeq names its product tubulin gamma complex associated protein 2 (gene TUBGCP2). The coding region runs from base 525 to 3212 and encodes 895 amino acids. The transcript is spliced from 19 exons. Gene Ontology annotation, cellular component: centrosome; spindle pole; gamma-tubulin small complex. Gene Ontology annotation, biological process: cytoplasmic microtubule organization; microtubule nucleation; meiotic cell cycle. Gene Ontology annotation, molecular function: gamma-tubulin binding; microtubule minus-end binding. The record is from RefSeq and is a predicted model, not a curated record. Lineage: Eukaryota; Metazoa; Chordata; Mammalia; Microbiotheria; Microbiotheriidae.
CAGGGGUAACUCCAUGAAGGCCCUGGUGCAGCCUGGAAGCUGGCUCUUUUUCUCUUCCCUCUUCACCCCCUCCCCCCCAUCUGCUAGAAGUGCCUGAAGUGGGAGGGAAAUGGCUUGUGAUAUCACUUCCGGGUCAGGAACAACUUCCGGGUCGUGCCCGAGUCCUGGCGGGAGCCGGCAGGGUCUAGGAAGGAGCUACUACGGGGCGGCUGGGGUGGUUCUGAGUCGUGUCUUCACCUUCCCCACCAGGAGAGUGGCCAGGGCUGUCUAGGGAGUGGCCGACCUCAGCACCUCUGCGGACCGCUCUUUGAUGGGGGUCUGGUGUGCUGACCUCAUCCUCCUUCCCUCCCCACUGCCUAGGCCCCAAACCUUGGCACCCCCUCAACUCCUCCCUCGUGACCAAGACGUGCCAAGUCUUGUGGCCGUACCUUCAGGGCCCCUGUUUGACCCCUGGAUGCAGCUUCUCGUUGUCACCUCACACCUGGGUGAACGUCAUUUGAUGUUUGUGACCCUGUCCUGGCAACAUGAGUGAAUUCCGGAUUCACCAUGAUGUGAACGAGCUGCUGAGCUUGCUGCGUGUGCAUGGAGGGGACGGUGCUGAGGUCUACAUCGACCUCCUGCAGAAGAAUAGGACUCCCUAUGUUACAACGACUGUCUCUGCACACAGCGCCAAAGUUAAAAUAGCAGAAUUUUCCCGUACUCCUGAAGACUUCCUGAAGAAGUAUGAUGAACUGAAAUCAAAGAAUGCCCGAAAUCUUGACCCUCUGGUCUACCUCUUGGCAAAGCUCACAGAAGAUAGAGAGACUCUCCAGUAUCUGCAGCAGAAUGCCAAAGACAGAGCCGAGCUGGCCGCCAGUUCGGCUGUGAGCAGCAGCGCCAACUUUAGCAUGCCUUCGACAGCGUCUAAGAUCUCCAUGCAGGAGCUGGAGGAGCUCCGGAAGCAACUGGGCAGUGUGGCCACUGGCCCCAACUUACAGCAGUCACAGGAACUUACAAGAAAGAUGCUUCGGGACAAACAGAGCAAGAGAAAUUCAGGCCACCAUCUGCCAGUGUUCCCUGCAUGGGUAUAUGAGAGACCGACCCUGAUUGGGGAUUUCUUGGUUGGCUCCAGCCUCAGCUCGGACUCCGCUGUGCCUGUCGGGAGCUUGCCCUUGGCCUCCCAAGAGUCUGCAGUUGUGGAAGACCUGUUGUAUGUUCUGGUCGGAGUGGAUGGGCGCUAUGUCACAGCACAGGCCCUCGUCACCAGGCAGAGCCGCACUUUCCUGGUGGACCCCAAUCUGGACAUGUCUGUCAAGGAGCUGGUGAACAGGAUUCUGCCAGUGGCUGCAAGUUACUCAACUGUGACCAGGUUUAUAGAGGAGAAGUCUUCCUUUGAGUACGGCCAAGUCAAUCACGCCUUGGCGGCCGCCAUGAGAACACUAGUCAAGGAGUAUAUGAUCCUGGUCACUCAGCUGGAGCACUUGCAGAGGCAAGGCCUCCUCUCCCUGCAGAAAGUCUGGUUCUACAUCCAGCCCACCAUGCGCACCAUGGAGAUCCUGGCUUCCCUUGCCACCUCUGUGGACAAAGGUGAGUGUUUAGGGGGCGCCACCCUGAGCCUUCUCCACGACAGAAGCUUCAACUAUACUGGCGACAGUCAGGCCCAAGAACUCUGUCUAUACCUGACCAAGGCGGCCAGUGUGCCCUACUUUGAGAUCCUGGAGAAGUGGAUCUACCGGGGGAUCAUCAACGACCCCUACAGUGAGUUCAUGGUGGAGGAGCACGAGCUUCAGAAGGAGAAGAUCCAGGAGGAUUACAAUGACAAGUACUGGGACCAGCGCUACACCGUGGUUCAGCCCCACAUCCCCUCCUUCCUGCAGAAGAUGGCCGACAAGAUCCUGAGCACAGGCAAGUAUCUGAACGUGGUCCGAGAAUGUGGCCACGACGUGACCUGCCCAGUGGCCAAGGAGAUUGUCUACACUCUGAAGGAGCGUGCCUAUGUGGAGCAGAUCGAGAAAGCCUUCAACUACGCGAGCAAAGUGCUGCUGGACUUCCUAAUGGAGGAAGAAGAACUCCUGGCGCACUUGAGGUCCAUCAAGCACUACUUCCUCAUGGACCAGGGAGACUUCUUCGUCCACUUCAUGGACCUCACAGAAGAAGAGCUGAAGAAGCCAGUGGACGACAUCAUCCCGACCCGGCUGGAAGCCCUACUUGAACUGGCACUGCGGAUGAGUACAGCCAACACCGACCCCUUCAAGGAUGACCUGAAGAUUGACCUGAUGCCUCAUGACCUCAUCACGCAGCUUUUGCGAGUUCUGGCCAUAGAGACCAAACAGGAAAAAUCCAUCAUUAAUGCUGACCCAACAGAGCUCACUCUGAGCGGCCUCGAGGCCUUUUCUUUUGACUACAUCGUCAAGUGGCCGCUCUCGCUGAUUAUCAACAGGAAGGCGCUCACCCGCUACCAGAUGCUCUUCCGCCACAUGUUCUAUUGCAAACACGUGGAGAGGCAGCUCUGCAGCGUCUGGAUCAGUAACAAGACGGCCAAGCAGUUCUCCUUACACUGCGCCCGGUGGUUUGCUGGGGCCUUCACCCUGAGGCAGCGAAUGCUGAACUUUGUCCAGAACAUCCAGUAUUACAUGAUGUUCGAGGUGAUGGAGCCAACCUGGCACAUCCUGGAAAAGAAUCUGAAGUCGGCAUCCAACAUAGACGACGUCCUCAGCCACCACACGAGCUUCUUAGACAACUGCCUCAAGGAUUGUAUGCUCACAAACCCGGAGCUGCUGAAGAUCUUCUCAAAGCUCAUGUCCGUCUGCGUCAUGUUCACAAACUGCAUGCAGCGAUUCACCCAGAGCAUGAAGCUGGACAGUGAGCUUGGCCGCCCCCCAGCCGAGCCGGGCACCAUGCUGGGGCCCCCCACAGAGGCCGAGCGUGCAGAGGAGGCUCUCAAGAGGAAACUUGCCACUAAAUACCUGGCCGAGCACGUGGACGCACUUCAGCUGACCUCCGGCUUCGAGGCCACCAUCAACAAGUUCGACAAGAACUUCUCCACCCACCUCCUGGACCUCCUCGAUAAACUGAGUGUGUUCAGCACCAACGACUGUGAGCACAGCAUGGUCAGCGUCAUUUCCAGGCUGGACUUCAAUGGCUUCUACACUGAGCGCCUGGAACGCUUGUCAGCCGAGAGGAGCCAGAAAGCCGCAGCCCCCAUGGCCAGGGCGCCUUUGCCAGUGCAAUGAAGAGCCUGCGUGACCCUGGGAGGGCUCCUGUCCAGGACAGGCCGGGAUAUGUAUUUGUAUCUGAGAGAAUAAACAAGGGAAUUCUGUG